GCAUUACCCGCAUCCACUCCGAUUUGGAAACGGAGGCAGAAGGCGGGCACACGCGAAGGGGAGCCCGGCGUGCGACCUCGCCGCUCCUUGUAGCGCUCCCAGGCACCUCCGGUACCACGUAUCCGGCGCUGCCAGUAGCUGCUGCGGUGUCUCCUCCGCGGCGGCGCUCAGCCAUGCUUUGGGAGCAGCCGCACCAGCUG
Messenger RNA from Symbiodinium pilosum, 200 nucleotides. The record is from the annotation of a GenBank genome assembly. NCBI's taxonomy places the organism in Eukaryota, Dinophyceae, Suessiales, Symbiodiniaceae.